AUGGCUGACUCGCCGGCUAAUCGAAGUAGGAUCGUGCCCAUCAUGGCCGACCACAACGACGCUCCCUCGACAACAGCUCCAGCGAUAGCAGCCACAGCAAAACCAGCACCCAAACCGAGGUCGACAACCAGAAAAUUCACUGCUGUUCCCAGACCGGCCGAUCCAUCCGGCAGAACUACGCGUUCUCAGACCAAAGCGCUCGGUUUGGACGAUGUCAAUGUCAAUCUGAAGACACUGGAAGCCCGGGGGCUCUACGUGUUCGAUACCAAGGGUGACGGUAAUUGUCUUUACUACGCUCUAUCCGACCAAAUGUACGGUGAUUGGGAUCACGCGACCGAAAUACGCGACAAUUUAUCCGGCCACAUGGAAGCAAACCGGGAAUACUUUGCAGGCUUUGCCGUGGCCCAAGGGGGAGAAAGACGAUCCAAGCGAGCUGCAGCUGCACCACGAAGAGUACGCACUCCAUUGGCAAGCCCGUCGCCCACACCGACCGAAAUCGAAGACGCGUUUCAGGAUAUGGUCUCGCGUACUGCAACCAACUACAUCUGGGGUGGUGCCGAGGAGCUUCAGGCCUGUUGUCAAUACUACAAACGAGACAUUCGGGUAUACAGUGAGGAUCAUGUGCAGGAUUUUCGAGCUUGGAAUGCUCCAGAUGGCGAGCUUCGGGACUUUUUACAUCUUGCAUAUAUUAACAAUGUUCACUACUCAUCAGUACGCAACGUUGACGGCCCACACGAAGGAAUGCCGAACGUCAAAGCGAAAGAGCCAACCAGUCCGGUGGUUCUCGACCUCGAGACGGCCCAGCCUUGGAAGAUCUCGUGCAUCCAAGAAGGACUCGGAGGUCAAUACGAUCAUGAUGCGAUUGUGGAAAUGCUGCGUCGCUGCCGAGGAGAUAUUGACCGCGCAUUUGCCAACUUGUUAGACGAAGAGUCCUCAUCAGCUUCAUCAUUUGUCUCCUCAGCGAAUUCUGCUGCGUCGUCUCAGACCUCAGCGGCAACAACAGCCAGCACAUUGAAACAACACAACAGUCAACCGCACGGGCACAGUUCAGCACUCAUGGCGAAUUUUAAGCCUCGUCUGAUAUCGUCUCGGUCCUCUUCUCGCCACAGUACAGCCAGCAAACGAUCUGCAGACGACAGCGACGGUGAGGAUCCAAUCCCUGCUGUUCGGCAACGUGGAAGGGAGCAAAAACGACGUAUCCUACCCAAAGUCACCGUGGGAAUUAACUUUGGCGACCAGGAAAAGCCGGAUUUGGUCUCCUUGCGGUUGCGAGUGAACUCUGAUGCUAUGGCUGAGCAAACCAGUCCCACCCCUUCACCAUUGGAACAACCGGAGCAACCAAAAACAAAUCCUAAAUCAGUCGAGGGCCGCAAACUACGACCACGCAAAGCAAGAACAAGUGUUGAUAGCGAAGCUUCCACUUGUACAAAUUCUAGCGAUUCGCCCGUCAUCAAAGUGGAGGAAUGA
Messenger RNA from Talaromyces amestolkiae, 1467 nucleotides. RefSeq lists its product as uncharacterized. Bases 1 to 1467 code for a protein of 488 amino acids. NCBI's taxonomy places the organism in Eukaryota, Fungi, Ascomycota, Eurotiomycetes, Eurotiales, Trichocomaceae. The transcript is spliced from 3 exons. Gene Ontology annotation, biological process: protein deubiquitination. Gene Ontology annotation, molecular function: cysteine-type deubiquitinase activity. The record is from RefSeq and is a predicted model, not a curated record.